Drosophila sechellia is the source of this 581-nucleotide messenger RNA. RefSeq lists its product as uncharacterized. NCBI's taxonomy places the organism in Eukaryota, Metazoa, Arthropoda, Insecta, Diptera, Drosophilidae. The transcript has 2 exons. The coding region runs from base 116 to 457 and encodes 113 amino acids. The record is from RefSeq and is a predicted model, not a curated record.
GUCCCGCCAUAUCGAGUGUGCUCACAAAGAAGUGUAUUACGUUGUUUUUUAAUCAUUUCAGGCAGGAACACUUAAAUCGAAUGGCUUACCUGUACUUUAAGGCAAUGCAGUGAAAAUGCAAUCGAGAGCGAAUCGCUCGCUCUGCAUUUCCCCUGGCGACUGGAAAGCUGAUGGCCAGAAAGGGGAGACACGGCGACAGACAAACAUUCCAGCCAGGAUCGACAACCUGCAGGGUGGACACACAGCGGUGUGGUGGAGUACGGCGAAACGGGGAAUCCAGGAACACGACUACGUCAGGAAUAUGGGAUACGACAUACGGACACUCGGACUCGGGAGCGGGCAGCACGUGACUUGUUCUUCCGUCGCAGCCUUGGCCAUUGUUUGCAUUUGCAUUCGCCGGGAACGGGGUGGCGUGUCUUUCAAUUGCAGCUGGAAACAGACGCGGUCAGCACAAUAGCACAAAUUGAUAACACACAAAUAAACAGAAAACAAGUUUGAAAUAAAUAAUCUAGAAAUGUAAACAUUUUUUAAGAUAUUUACAAGCAUAUAGAAUGCAGUGUAAAUAAAAUAUUAAAAAUCAA